AUGUCGGACCAUGACGUUCAUUCAAAAGAAUACAACAAAUUACGAAGUACUUACAAAUACUACAUCGAUUCAUAUCUUGCAUUGUAUCAGCUAAAAACGGAAAACGAAGAAGAAUUAAAGUCAAUUUACAAAAUGAUCAAAACAGAAUUGAUUGAUUCACAGAAAUAUCCUCCCCAAAUAAUUAUGCGAGACAUUUUAGGUAUCAUUCCGUAUAAUAUUCGCUAUACAAAGUCAUAUUUAUUUCUUGCCAAACUUAUAUCUGAUGAUUACCAUGUCACAGAGGUCAACAGAGUUUCAACUAUUCCAAACUUCUUGUUUUAUAAAGAAUAUGGAAUUAAAUUAGACAAAUCUGCCGAUUUUGAAAAAAUUAAAUCAGAUAAUCUUGAAAUUCUUACAGAAGAUACAAUUUACAGAGCAAUUAUGUAUAAUGACCUUGAAAGAUUCAUAUACUUCACUGAAAGAGAUGAAUUUGAUAAAAAUCAAAAACUUAAAAGCAAUUUAUAUCCAGUUUAUUAUUUUGGAUAUUCAUUACUUGAAUUAUGUUGUUACCAUGGAGCAGUUGAUUGUUUCAAGUUGUUAAUAUCAAAAUUCAGCUCAGAAAUAACUCAAAUAUGUCUUCAAUUUUCAUUUUUAGGAAGAAAUGCAGAGAUCAUGAGUGAAUGUUUGAAAUAUCAGAUACCAAAUAAAGCAUGCAUGGAAUAUGCAAUUAUUUCACACAACAUUGAUUUUGUUACAUUCUUGAUGAAUGAAUACAAUAUAAGAAUCAACUUAAAUUCAUGUGUAUUUUGUCAUAAUCUUGAUGCAUUUUUAGUUUAUUUCGAUCAAACUAAUGAUAUAAACAAAUGCUUUGUUUAUACACCUAUAUUUAAUAUUCCAUCUCUUUUCGAAUACUUCCGUUUACAUUGUGCAAAUAUCAAUGUAAAAGAUGAAGAUGGAAAAACCGCUCUUCAUAAUGCAGCAUGGGGUAAUAAUAAAGAAACUGUCGAAGUUCUUAUUUCACAUGGUGCAAAUAUCAAUGAAAAGGAUAAAAAUGGAUUUACAUCUCUUUAUAUUGCAGCAAUGUUCAAUAGUAAAGAAAUAGCCGAGCUUCUUAUUUCACGUGGUGCAAAUAUCAAUGAAAAAGAUGAAUAUGAACAAACCGCUCUUCAUAUUGCAGCAAGGCGUAAUAGUAAAGAAACUGCCGAGCUUCUUAUUUCACAUGGUGCAAAUAUCAAUGAAAAGGAUAAAAAUGGAAAAACCGCACUUCAUUAUGCAGCAAGUAAUAAUAAUAAAGAAACCGCCGAAUUUCUUAUUUCACAUGGUGCAAAUAUCAAUGAAAAAGAUAAAUAUGAACAAACCGCUCUUCAUAUUGCGGCAAUAAACAAUAAUAAAGAAACUGCCGAAGUUCUUAUUUCACAUGGUGCAAAUAUCAAUGAAAAAAAUAAAGAUGGAAUAACCGCUCUUCAUUAUGCAGCAGAGAAUAAUAGUAAAGAAACUGCCGAGCUUCUUAUUUCACAUGGUGCAAAUAUCAAUGAAAAAGAUAAAUAUGAACAAACCGCUCUUCAUAUUGCAGCAAGGCGUAAUAGUAAAGAAACUGCCGAAGUUCUUAUUUCACAUGGUGCAAAUAUCAAUGAAAAAGACAAACAUGGAGAAACCGCUCUUCAUUAUGCAGCACUGUACAAUAAUAAAGAAACCGUCGAAGUUCUUAUUUCACAUGGUGCAAAUAUCAAUGAAAAAAAUAAAAUUGGAAAAACCGCUCUUCAUUAUGCAGUAAGUGAAAAUAGUAAAGAAAUAGCCGAAAAUCUUAUUUCACAUGGUGCAAAUAUCAAUGAAAAAGAUAAAGAUGGAAAAACCGCUCUUCAUUAUACAGCAAAGAAAAAUAGUAAAGAAACUGCCAAAGUUCUUAUUUCACAUGGUGCAGAUAUCAAUGAAAAAGAUAAAGAUGGAAAAACCGCUCUUCAUUAUGCAGCAUGGUAUAAUAGUAAAGAAAUAGCCGAAAAUCUUAUUUCACAUGGUGCCGAAGAAUAA
This is a messenger RNA of Trichomonas vaginalis G3, 2007 nucleotides long. RefSeq names its product Ankyrin repeat family. The transcript has a single exon. The record is from RefSeq and is a predicted model, not a curated record. Lineage: Eukaryota; Parabasalia; Trichomonadida; Trichomonadidae. Gene Ontology annotation, cellular component: cytoplasm; nucleus. The coding region runs from base 1 to 2007 and encodes 668 amino acids. Gene Ontology annotation, molecular function: protein binding.